Molecule: messenger RNA, 668 nt
Organism: Aspergillus heteromorphus CBS 117.55
Lineage: Eukaryota; Fungi; Ascomycota; Eurotiomycetes; Eurotiales; Aspergillaceae
Exons: 3
Coding region: 126-668 (180 amino acids)
Source: RefSeq, a predicted model, not a curated record
CUAUGCCGCUCUGUCUUCUACUUGACAUAACGAGACCCUCCCUUCAUUUCCGUCACUUAUUCCGAUAACACCUGACACCGAAUCCGCGAUCGGACACUUUCCACGAGACGAGUCCAAGUUGAACAAUGACAGCCACAAGGGCCAAAACGGCCCACGUCAAUAUGAUGACCGAUACUAUCAUCAGGAACUUACCCCUUGAUGGAUUGCGCAUGGUUAUGCGCGGGAUGCUGGCGAGCCACCCUGGCUUUACCUCCGCCUUUGAGGAGCAAACAAGGAGUUACAUCUCGGAGACGGCGUGGCAAUGCUCGAACACCCCUCCCACAAGUAUCAAGGUUCCUUCCCAGGCUCCCCCGCCCGUGUCAGAAACUUUCCAGUUAGAUGGCGGUCCCAAGUUGCCUCGAAUCCUCACUGGUCUGUGGCAAUUAUCCAGUCCGGCCUGGGGCACCGCAUCCAGGCCGAAGAUCGUCGAACAGUUCUCCAAGUACGUGGGAAGUGGGUUCACGGCAUUUGAUAUGGCGGAUCAUUACGGGGAUGCGGAGAUAAUUUUCGGGAAAUACCGAUCGUCGAGUAGCUACUCGGACUCGAUAUCUGGUGCGACUUACUCUGCCGGGGGAAUAUAUAACGGAUAUGGUAGCACCAUUUUACUAAUAAAACACGAUCUCUGUUGA